Messenger RNA from Adineta steineri, 885 nucleotides. Lineage: Eukaryota; Metazoa; Rotifera; Eurotatoria; Adinetida; Adinetidae. The record is from the annotation of a GenBank genome assembly.
AUGUAUAAUAACAUAUACUGGAAUCAAUAUCCAUGUAAGUUUGGUACACCAGUAUAUCAUCGUAAGAUUUGGCUUAUAAAUCAAACAUUUCGUAUUAAAAAUCAAUUUUAUACUUUACGUGAACGACGAGGUACUGGAUCAUUUGGAUCUGUUUGGGCAUCUACUACGCUUGAUGGUCGUCGUGCCGCUGUCAAAGUGUUUAAUCUUCGUAAGCUAAGAAGAAAUAUAAAUCGACUUGCAUUAAUCAAUUCGUUUAAAGCAGAAGUCGAAAUGACAUCUUCAAUGCGAAAUGUAACAAAUCAUGUUGUAAAUAUCUAUGGAUUUGAUUUUGAUGGACGAACAAAACUAGCGUUCAUAGCUAUGGAAUUAGGUGAUCAGACUUUGCAAGAUCGAGUCAAAGAACUUCAUAGGAUGCAUUCCCAAUACAUCGGAUCAGGAAUGGGUGAUGAUGAUUAUAUUUCAGCAAGAGAACGCAAGAAUAUUUGGAUACAAUUGGUACAUUGUGAUAUGAAACCAGCAAAUUUGGUAUUCUUUGGUCCAAUUUUAAAAGUCAUUGAUUUAGGUUUUGCACAGAAAGAAAUAGUUGGAUACAAUUGGCAAAAAUUGGGUGGUACUCCAUAUUUUAGUGCACCAGAAUGUAUGAAUGGUGGAGCUCCUGUGACAUCGAAAGCUGAUAUAUGGUCAGCAGGUGCUAUUCUAUACUAUUUAACUUAUGGUACACCACCUAUAUAUUGGACUUCACAACCACCACCUGGCAUUCCACCAACUCGUUCUGCUUCUGUGCAACAUAUACUUUAUCAGUGUCUACAACAGAAUCCAUAUCAACGGCCAUAUCAAUAUCAACUUGCUCAAUGUCCAUUAACGAGUAAUCCAGUAAUCGUGUAA